This is a messenger RNA of Ectocarpus sp. CCAP 1310/34, 1080 nucleotides long. Lineage: Eukaryota; Phaeophyceae; Ectocarpales; Ectocarpaceae. The record is from the annotation of a GenBank genome assembly.
AUGAGUCCUCAGGCGGCGCCUAUGCCGAGUAUUCAGGGUGAGGCCAUGGAGCUCUUCACCCGUGUACCGCCGUUGCCGAUCAACUCGAGUCGCGGCGGAGGGAGUCGCGGGAGCCCCGGCGGUAGUCACGAAGGUCCAGCGGCUACGGUUGCCUUCUCGACAAGGGUUUCAGGCAGGAGGCCUACAACAUCCGGUACCGACCGGGGCAUCAGCGGCGGGCUCAUGAUCUCGCAGUCCGGGGGAGGGGUAGCCGGGCCCAACCCCGACAUUACAAAUGACAACGCGAGCGUGGUGGAAAGGCCACUGAUAGUAAGGCCCGGGUCUCGGGGAGAAGACGGCGACGAUCGUCGCAAUGGUGGCGCACAGGAACAGGGGUUUGCUUCUGCGCGCUGGCUGUCGAAAUGCUGCUCCGCCACGCGCGUUCAGCAGAAAAAUCAAGACAUCAACGAAACAAUGUCCAAGCUGCUCGGGGGGUAUCUUAGAGAGCACCUUCUCGACAACAUCACCUGCAACGAACCGGCCAAGGAGCUUGUCAAGCGCUCAUUCAGGCACCUCCACCGCGGUCAAGGUCACUUGCUCACCUUCGAUGAAUUCAAAGAGGGACUUUCCAACACCUUCGGAGCGCUUAUCCCGCUGCAGCUAAUCCAGGCGACGUUCGACAUCUUCGACACGGAGCCACGGACGUGGCAGCUAGACUUCGACGAGUUCUGCCACUGGCUCGACACCGGGGAGCGGGUCCUCAACAGCCACGGGGUCAUGAAAAAACCGGUCAAGACGGACUCCGCUCCUCCUGCAGAGGGAGCGCCGCCGAAAGCGCGUAAGCCGCGUUCGAACGACACUUCAGGCGAGUUCAACUCCAGCAUCAAAGACUGCAACGGCGUGAGCAUGAGCAUGGAACAGGCCGACCGCGCACAGCUCAAGGUGGAGUAUGAGAGGAAAAUGCAUCAUCGCCCGAGCAUGUUACUUGUUGUGUUUGCACUACCCCACCUUCCAGGCCGAUCGUCGAUUACCGUACACGUGGUCUUGGCACGGAUCGGCUGCAUGGCACAGGCCGGGGUCUUGGCACAGGGGGGGGGGGGG